Molecule: messenger RNA, 2727 nt
Organism: Arxiozyma heterogenica
Lineage: Eukaryota; Fungi; Ascomycota; Saccharomycetes; Saccharomycetales; Saccharomycetaceae
Gene: GIP4
Product: protein phosphatase regulator GIP4
Exons: 1
Coding region: 1-2727 (908 amino acids)
Cellular component (GO): cytoplasm
Molecular function (GO): protein phosphatase regulator activity; protein phosphatase 1 binding
Source: RefSeq, a predicted model, not a curated record
AUGGUUGCUGUAGCAAAGACGAAUUUUUUAGCACCAUUAACUGCCUAUGAUAUUAAAUUAAUUCAGUAUAAAGAUGGUUUAUAUAGAUUGCAGGAGGUAAAUAGGAUAAUUGGAGUUUUAGAGAAAAAUUUACAGAAUCCAAAACUGUUAACAGGUAAUAAUCAAGAAUCCAAAUCAACAAGCAAUAAUAUAAUCAUACCACUAUUAAAUUAUAUUCUUAAGCUAUGUGAGGGUCAUGUUUUUAAUAUUCAUCCAUUGAUCAGAAAACAUUAUAUAGCAUUAUGCCAAUUUAAAUUUUAUAAAUCUCAAGAUGUGAAUCUUCCAAUAACAACAACGUUUAUUUCAAGUACCUUUAACUUUGCAAUAGUAAAAGAAGACUCAUUUGAAAGCCAUCGUUUGCAUAUUUAUGAUCAAAAUUUACAGUGGAAAUUAUUGAAUUAUUUGAAGAAAUUAACAUCGCAGACACUUUCAUUAUAUAACAAGAAGUUAAGACAGAUUCAAUUAGAAAAAACCAGUAAUUCUAAUCGACCUUAUGAACUGACAGAAAUAAAUUCAAAAUUCAUAAUUGAUUAUGUGGAAGAUUUAAUACGGCCUAGAGAGGUACCAUUAUCAUUAGAUUUUGCUGUACUAAUAAAAGAUAGAUCAAAAGAUACAAAUUUAUCAUCAUUUUUAAAAUUACAAUAUCAAGUUGUCGAUAAGUUUGUGAAAUAUUUCAAUAAAAAGGUGAUUCCUGCAAUCAAAGAUUAUUAUAAUAAAAUCAAUCAAUAUUCUAACAAAUCCUCCUCCUUUGAUACUUUACCCUUCUCCGAGUACACUUUACACAGAAUAUAUGCAUUGCUUUACAAAUCUUUUGAUCUAUUAUCUAUGCUUAUUAGUCUAGUGAUCUCUAUAUAUCUACCAAAUAAAAAUUAUUUCCAUAAUUGCAAAACAAAAUUAAUAAGUAAAAAUGUCUAUCAAUAUGAACAGAUUUUAGAUAAAAUUGACAAAAUAUCAACUGAGUAUACUAAUCAAGAUUUUUGUAAUUUUAGAGAUGACUUGGACUCAUUUACUGAAAAUAACAUAAAUUACAUUGCUAAUGAUGAAGUUGGUAUAAAUGCUGUAGCUGUUCUUCAUAAAAAAUUUACUAUAAAACAUAUCCAAUUAAUGAAGUCUGAUUUAAGUUGGGUGACUAAAUGGGCAUCUGUUUGGAAAUACAUCCAAGAGAAUAUUGAAACUUUAGAGGAGUUUAAAGAUUAUGAAGAUGAUCAAUUAAACAGGAUGUUGUUGGAAAGAAGAUCAGUUGAUAAACUAUCUUAUUUGGAGAAAACUACAGGAAAGCAACAGAAAUUAUUAGAUAAUGAAAAUACUCUAAAUAAUUUUUCUCCACCAUCCACAACAUCAUCUAGUCAUUCUUCAAAGACAUCAUCAAGAACGUCUUCACUUUUACAAUAUAAACUACAAUCAGAGGAUGUUCAAAUAUUGAAUACUAAAGCACAUCAAUCUGUAUUAACGUCCAAAAACUAUGUAUCCAACAAUGGUACAGUACUUUUAUCUUCUCUUUCCUCGUUGUCACCAAAGAAUAAUAAUAAAAGGCAAUAUGUAGAUAAUAACUCCACGAAUUUUUCCUUAGGAAUGUCACCUUUGUCUAAGAGCUCCUCAUAUCCUAGAAAUUCAAGUACUAAUUCUCCAUUAGUGUCCAGAAGGUCAUCAAUUAUUGAUAGAGUUGUUAUACCCACGAAAAAACACGUACAGUCUACAACUUCAAAUGAAAAGAUGGGAUCGUCAACAAUGGUAGCUCAACCUUCUAAAGAGCAAAGUAAGAGUAUACCAAGAAGGUCAUCAUCAGUAAAAGGUAGACCCCGUUCUUCAUCUUUACAAACAGUCAAACAUACUACUACUACAAAAAAUUUUGGUAUGUCAGUCUCUAAUACUAAACGUUCAAAUUCUUUAGAAGCUAAUGAUGCAUUGAAUCAGCGAUUAGUUCAGGAUACAAUGAAAAAGUUAAUGGACGGUGAUUUAAGAAAACAUAUAACACAAAGUAACCAAAGUCUUAAUUUAUCAAGGUCCAAAUCGCCUGGUGGUAAUAGAUCACGUUCAGCUAGUAUAAACAGUGAUAAUUCAAUGACUUUGAAGUUGUCCUCGGAUGAACAGGCAACACCUAAGAUUGUUACUGAAGUAAAUAACAAUUCAUCUAGGAUAGCUUCUCCAUUAAGUACCAAAGUGAAAAUUAUUGUAACUUCUCCUUUAAAGGAGAAAAAGGAUUAUUAUAAUCAUAGUGGUGAAAGAUUACAAUUCAAGGAAUCAGCCAAUCCAAAUUCUACAACAAAACAGAUAUCAGUUGGAUUAGAAGAAGCUUCUGAUAUUACAAGUAAUGCUGCAUCAAACGAUAAUAUUAUUGCUAACUUCACGACACCAACAGGUAGUGAGAGAUCUAACAUCGUCAAGAAGGUGAGAUUUAUCGGCGUGCCCCCUAUGUUGCCAUCAGAAAAUCCUAGACCGACAAAGCAGGGUUGGUAUAAAAAACCAGCAGUUUUGCAUUAUUCACCAAUACCACUACAAGUAAAUACUGCUUUAAAACAGAAGCAUAAUUUAGAAGGGAUUGUAUUCAGAAAAAGUUUGAGAGAAACUGUUGAGGAAGAGAGGAAACCAAAAACAUUAACUAGUUUAGAUGAAACCAUGCUUCCAAAGAAAACAUCAUCCGCUCAUAAAUUUGGACUUACUUUAAAAGACAAAUUCAGGUCUUCUUAA